UCCCACACACACAUGCACACACACAUCUAGAGACAGGAGAGAACAAGAGAAGAGGACAGAAAAAUAAAUAACAGAAGGGGGAAAGGAAGACUCUUAAAAGACAUGCAUCUAACAGAGAUGAGAGUUUUAUUGGCUGUGUUUUGUGUGGUUAGCAUCCUCCAGCCCUACCACAUGGUUUCCAGCAGUGGAGAAUGCUACUUCAAUGCAAAAGCCAGCUGUGAACACAAAGGCCAUGUAUUCGACAUUGGGGAGGCCUGGAUGAAUGACGAAUGCUUCCAGUGUGUGUGUUUUGAGCCUUUCGGAGUAGGCUGCUGUGAACAUGGAAAGCAGCCAGUCGAUUAUCCACCCUGGUGUGAAGUCAUUAGAAAGCCAGAUUCCUGCACAGUUGCUGUGGUGAUGAAGGCCAAUCAUAAACUUCCAUGUCUGUUUGGAGGAAAGAACCGUUUGCGAGUAGGAGAUGGGCCACUGUGGAAAUCAGAGAAUGACCAACUCUUUUAG
Xyrauchen texanus (razorback sucker) is the source of this 498-nucleotide messenger RNA. RefSeq names its product microseminoprotein, prostate associated 2 (gene msmp2). The record is from RefSeq and is a predicted model, not a curated record. Lineage: Eukaryota; Metazoa; Chordata; Actinopteri; Cypriniformes; Catostomidae. The transcript is spliced from 4 exons. Bases 103 to 498 code for a protein of 131 amino acids.